Molecule: messenger RNA, 1296 nt
Organism: Fusarium sp. VM40
Lineage: Eukaryota; Fungi; Ascomycota; Sordariomycetes; Hypocreales; Nectriaceae
Source: the annotation of a GenBank genome assembly
AUGUCUAUUCACCUUAUCCUUAGUCUUUUGAACUUUUGGUUGGUACUUAUCACCGCCAUACCGAGCGCACAUCCAUAUAAACAGGUUGCUUACGACGCACCACUUCCCCCAAGCAAAGACCCAUGGUAUACAGCGCCACCUGGCUUUGAAGACGCCCUGCCCGGGACGGUUUUGCGAGUCCGACAUACCCCUGGUAACCUAACUAGGGUCAUUGGAAAUAGCUCUGCUGCAUAUAACAUACUAUAUCGCACAACCAAUAGCUACUACAGCCCUACCUGGGCUGUUACUACCCUACUUGUACCUCAACUAGGCCGCAAUAGCAAUGCAAGGCAGAACUUCAAUCAGAGUGCCGUGUUAUCUUACCAGGUUCCCUAUAAUUCGGCCGACAUUGACGCCAGUCCGAGCUACAAUCUAUAUACCACUGAUCCCACCACACCCUACAACGCUGCUUUAGGUCUAGGCCUCUUUGUUUUGAUACCAGAUUUUGAAGGGCCCUUGGCUUCGUUUACUGCUGGAAUUAUCUCAGGGCAUGCGACUCUCGAUUCGGUUCGGGCUGUACUGUCGCUUGACCUGGGCCUUAAUACCACUGCUCCACGUGUGGCGCUAUGGGGCUACUCUGGGGGAGCUCUAGCUAGCGAGUGGGCGUCAGAACUUGCUGAGCAGUAUGCGCCAGAACUUUCAGGAACUAUUGUUGGCGCGGCGCUCGGAGGAUUAACACCAAAUAUCACCAGAGCUUUGGCCGCUGUUAAUGGCCAGAGCUUUGCAGGUUUGAUACCAAGCUCUCUUCUGGGCCUUACAAGCCAAUAUCCCAGAGGGCGUGAGCACCUUGUUUCCCAGCUCAGGACAACUGGUCUAUAUAACCAGACUGGCUUCUUGGCUGCUCUAGAGUUUACAGUACUUGAGGCUCGCAUGGCCUACGCAGGACUUGAUGUCUUUAGCUACUUUAAGGAUGGCUCUGCUAUCUUGCGAGACCCCAGACUUAUGAGCAUCCUUAACCACGAAGGCAUUAUGGGGUACCAUGGUGUCCCUAUAUGGCCGGUCUUUGCUUAUAAGGCUAUUGGCGAUGAAAUCAGUGCGGUAGCCGAUACCGACGCUUUGAUUGAGAGGUAUUGUGCUAAUGGAGCCAACAUUCUUUACCAAAGAAAUACUGUUGGUACACAUCUUCAAGAGUCAACCUAUAGUCGCCGCGCAGCUUUCGAUUGGCUGGAGACAAUUCUUAAAGGUCGACAUGUAGAGGUCAACGAAACUAAUAGUUGUACUAUACAAAAUGUGACAAGGGACGGUACAGAAAGCUGA